ACGUUCAUCUUCUUCUCCUUGUUUUUCCUUCUCCAAAAACACAAACACAGAAGUCACGAAAGGUGCUGCUUUCUGACUUUGAUUGGAGGGACUCCUGGGGGUGGUUUGCCUAAAUCCUACCAGCAACGAAGUAGUGGAGGCAAAUAAACACUCUAAGGAGAGUGAUCAAAUCACGCCUUCAAUCGUUCUCUUCCAUAUUGUUUCCCUGACAAUAGAUAGUGAGUGAAUUCUAGAUCCUAAUUCCAAAACUCAAACUCAAAGUCAUAGGAUUAAUUUAAUAAAGAAUAAUACUUUUCUAUUUUGAUUCGUCGAGAAGUACAUGAAGCACAUCUAAUUGGUACAAAAGUAUAUUUAUAUCAUUAUAUGCAUCAUGCGUGCACAUGUCUUUAUCAUGUAUUGUAAAUAUAUACAUAUGAAAAUAUUGAUCAAGUACUAGGAUUUCGAAUUAACUAAGGGUUAAUUGCACGUAUUGCCACUUAAAUUUAUCAUUUGUUGCACAAUGACCACCUAAGUAUGUUUGGUUGCAACUAAACCAUUUACAAACACUUUCUGUUACACUGUCACCAUUUCCGCCUCUCAAACUAAUGAUAGGUGUCUAAAUGUAAUUAUCCAUGCCACGCGGACUGCCACAUCUGUUGAGCCACAAAGCAGCAACUAGCUUCACAUAAGAGGGCGAGUCCAUACUGAUACAACUGGUAAGGGUUCCCAAUUAAGUAUCAAGUUUUUCAGCGAAAGGUCACACUUCUCUAUCACCCGUCUUCGAAUUACCUUAGCAACCAACCAAACACAUCAAUUGAAAAACAAACCCAACCAUUAAAGGAAAACUUACAGCAGAACCCUUGAGAACAUAAUUCAGUUCAUCAUUCCUUUAUAGACAGACAUAUUCUUUUGAUGUCCAAAUAUUACAGGGAUUUGCUAAAAAAACAGUGAGUACUGCACUACUGUUGUCUUUAUACCGUUUAGCAACGGUGCAACCGAAAGUUGAUAUAAAUGAUUUAGUAGCAACAAAACUUAUUUAGGUGGUCAUCGUUGGUAAAUUUAAGUGGUAACCUUCGCCAUUAACCCAAUCAACUAACGUAUCAAAUUACGUCAUUAUAUUACUAACCGAUUAAUCAUAUAUCAUAAAUUCAGCAUAUGUUGCAUGAUUAGAUUAACUAUCGUAUUUAGAAUGGACUAUGGAGACUUCAUUAUUCAAAAGUCAUAUUCUGAAAGACGUCCCCAACAUACCCUGUUGGCCGCGCCCUAAGCAGCGUCGGUGAAGCGGCACUUAUUAUUUAUUUUCAAAAUACAAAAUAAUGUCAACAUUUGGUAAUAUGGAGGAUAGAGCCCUCGAUUUUUUUUUUACUUGACUCGGAGUCUUGGAUCCAAAUGACAGCCAGCAAGUUGUCUUCUUUUCUUAUACGAAGUCAUUUUCACCGGACAAAGAUUCUAGCCAAGCAAUGACGACUGAGCUUUAGUAAACGGAAGAACCCUAAACCAAUAAUGACAGAAACAAAUUAAUUAAUCAGGCAGGCCGGCAGGCAGAUACUUCAGCUGGUCGUCAAAACUAACUCUAUUUUACCCAUUACACUAGUAGCUAGUAGCUACAGAGUGCUCUGUUUCAGGGGAAGAUUGCAAGGUAAUCCAUUCAUCAUGUCGAAACUCCCUACCUUCCUCUUCUUCUUCCUCCUCACCAUCUCCAUUUCCCUCUCAUCUCACCCACUCGACCCACUAACGCCGGCCGAAUUCACCGCCGUCCAGACCGCCGUUCGCGCACACUACUCCUCCAGCCACACCUCCAUCGCCUUCCACUACAUCGGCCUCAAGGAUCCACCCAAAUCCGCUUUCCUCACCUAUCUCCACCACCACCCCUCCGCCGUUCCUCCGCCGCGUCAAGCCUUCAUCAUCGCCCGGGUCAACCACUCAACCACCCACGAAAUCACCGUCGACCUGACCAAUCCCAACAACACAAUCUCCGACCAAAUCUACACGGGACCCGGCUACCCGAUUUUCACCACCAAGGAGCAGCUCGCCGCCAACGCGCUCGCCGUCGGCCACCCGCCGUUUCUCGAAUCCGUACGGAAGAGGGGGCUAAAAUUGGGGGAAAUCGUGUGCCAGUCGUAUGGGAUCGGGUGGUUCGGGGAGCAGGGGAAAGGGAGUAGGAUCGUUAGGGUUAUGUGCAAUUAUUUGGACGGGACGGUGAGUCUGUACAUGCGGCCGGUGGAGGGAAUCACCGUCACCGUGGAUCUGGACCGGAUGGAGAUUAUUGGGUAUCGGGAUCGGGCGAUUGUGCCGGUUCCCAAGGCGGAUGGGACUGACUUCAGAGGGUCGCAGCAGCGGCCUCCUUUUGGGCCGAGCGUUAAUGACAUCGACAUCGUCCAGCCCAACGGCCCAAGUUUUCAAAUCGACGGGCAUAGGAUCCGGUGGGCCAACUGGGAUUUCCAUUUGGGCUUCGACAUGCGGGCCGGGCCCAUAAUAUCAUUGGCAUCGAUCUUCGACGUCCAGAAGCAGAAGUUCCGCCGGGUUCUGUACAGAGGGUUUGUGUCGGAGCUCUUCGUUCCGUACAUGGACUUAACGGAAGAAUGGUACUACCGGGCCUAUUUCGACGCCGGCGAGUACGGCUACGGGUCGUACGCCUCGUCGCUGCUGCCCGGCGCCGACUGCCCUGCAAAUGCGGUUUUCAUGGAAGCCUACUUUCCCGACGAGGACGGGAAUCCCCAGCAGCUCCCCAACGCCUUCUGCAUCUUCGAGAGGUACGCCGGCGACAUAAUGUGGCGCCACACCGAGACCGCUACUCCGGAAGUGGUGACAGAGGUGAGGCGAGAUGUGAGCUUGUUAGUGAGGAUGGUUUCAACUGUGGGCAACUAUGACUACAUCAACGAUUGGGAAUUCAAGCAGAGCGGCUCCAUCAAAGUCACGGUUGGGUUAACAGGCGUGCUAGAGGUGAGAGGAUCUGAGUACACACACAAGGACCAAAUCCACGGCGAAUCCUACGGUCCAAUACUUGCCGAGAACACAAUCGGGUCGAACCACGACCAUUUCCUCACAUACCAUUUGGAUCUCGACGUAGACGGGAAACGAAACUCGUUCUCAAAAUCCAAAUUGGAAACGGUCAGAGUCUCAAACAGCACAACCUCGCCAAGGAAGAGUUACUGGAGAGCAGUCGUCGAGACGGCCAAAACAGAGUCCGAUGCAAAGAUCAACCUGGCCGGUUCCGAGCAAGUCGACUUCACGUUUGUGAAUCCCAACAAGAAGACCGAUGUUGGGAACUCCGUUGGGUACCGUUUGGUUCCAGGGUCGGUCGUGAGUCCAUUGUUAUCCGAGGACGAUUAUGUGCAGAUCAGGGGAGCUUUCACCAAGUACAACAUUUGGGUCACGCCGUACAAUGAGAGUGAGAAAUGGGCUGGGGGUGUUUAUGUUGAUCAGAGUCGAGGGGAUGAUACUUUAGCAAAAUGGAGUCUUGGGGACAGGGAGAUUGAGAACAGAGACAUUGUGUUGUGGUACACAUUGGGUAUUCAUCAUGUGCCUUGCCAGGAGGAUUUUCCGGUCAUGCCGACGUUGAGCAGUGGGUUUGAGCUCCGGCCGAAUAAUUUUUUCGAGAGGAAUCCGGUUCUCAAGGCCUUCGUGAGUUUGUAGAAGUGAAUCAAAGCUAGAAUGAAGGUGUAUUUGAUUGUUGUCACGAUUGGCAGGUAUGAAUAUGAUUCUUUUGGGAAUACUAAUUUCAAGGAAGUGUAUUGGAGUAUAAUGAAUUAGCAGACAGCUACUGCAGCAACCAACACCCACAGACAACAUUCAUAUCCAUCCCAUACAACACAAUCAGAACUUCAGAUGAUCCAUUCCUAGUAAUAGCUAGAUAAGAAGGAUUAAUAUUUCUUUUCUUCCAUUCAUCUCUCCUCCUUGUAUAAAUUCUAUUACAUCCAUGUACAUCAAAGCAGGGUGGCUGGUUCUUAUUCGGUGGAUGGAAGGCUGGUUAGAAGGACUCUGUUGAUAUGCCACACAACGAGUAACAAUUCGAGAGCCUGCAAGUAAAACUAAGUUUAUUGU
Molecule: messenger RNA, 4023 nt
Organism: Linum trigynum
Lineage: Eukaryota; Viridiplantae; Streptophyta; Magnoliopsida; Malpighiales; Linaceae
Source: the annotation of a GenBank genome assembly